Molecule: messenger RNA, 4516 nt
Organism: Solea senegalensis (Senegalese sole)
Lineage: Eukaryota; Metazoa; Chordata; Actinopteri; Pleuronectiformes; Soleidae
Gene: ezh2
Product: enhancer of zeste 2 polycomb repressive complex 2 subunit
Exons: 20
Coding region: 317-2659 (780 amino acids)
Biological process (GO): chromatin remodeling
Molecular function (GO): protein binding; histone H3K27 methyltransferase activity
Source: RefSeq, a predicted model, not a curated record
GAUCCGCUGCGGCCGCGGUGGGCGGUGAGCGAGGGCCGGCGAGCGAGCAGGAGUUUGAACAGAAGCAGCGCUGCCUAGGCGGAAACUGUUGACUUAUUUAAAACAAAAAAACAAAACAAAAAUCAGGACACGACGAGUUUAUAUAUGUUUAUGUCGAUUUCUUCUACAAUCCCCGCACACUGUAACUGCUAAAGCCCGGCGUGGAGUGAACGGGACGCCGCCUCUGGGGACCCUGAAGCCGGCGUCGCUCGAAGGACCAUCAACAGAGUCAAGUGAUCUGAGGUGGCGGAAGAAAAACACCUGUGCACCUCCUCGGAUGAUAACUCUCACAUCCUCGACAAACCUAUCGCAACACAUUACGAUAUCUGUCCCAACUGAAGACAACAAAAUGUCGAUGAUGGUGCUCACUGGGAAGCGUUCGGAGAAAGGUCCCGCCUGCUGGAAGAGGAGGGUCAAGUCUGCAUACAUGAGGCUGCGGCAGCUUAAACGAUUCAGACGGGCGGACGAGGUCAAGAGCAUGUUCAGCACCAAUCGUCAGAAAAUCCUGAAGCGAACUGACAUUCUAAACCAGGAGUGGAAGACACGGCGGAUCCAGCCCAUCCACAUCAUGACGUCUGUGAGCUCUUUGAGAGGAACUAGAGAGUGCACGGUGGACAGCGGCUUCUCCGAGUUCCCCCGGCAGGUCAUCCCGCUGAAGACGCUCAACGCUGUGGCCUCAGUCCCAGUCAUGUACUCGUGGUCACCGCUGCAGCAGAACUUCAUGGUGGAGGACGAGACGGUGCUUCAUAACAUCCCCUACAUGGGAGACGAGAUCCUGGACCAGGACGGGACUUUCAUAGAAGAGCUCAUCAAGAACUAUGACGGCAAAGUCCACGGAGACAGAGAGUGCGGCUUCAUCAACGACGAGAUCUUCGUGGAGCUCGUCAACGCUCUGUCACAGUCCAGCGACAACGAGGACGACGAUGAGGACGAAGAGACGGACUUUAAGGUCGAAAAGAUGGAGCUGUGCGGCAGCAAGGAGCGUCCGGACGAUCUGUACAGCGAGAGUCGAACGAGCAGCGAUAGCAGCAGCAAGAAGUUUCCCUCUGACAAGAUUUUUGAAGCCAUCUCAUCCAUGUUCCCCGACAAGGGAUCCACCGAGGAGCUCAAGGAGAAGUUCAAGGAGCUGACGGAGCAACAGCUUCCUGGUGCUCUGCCACCCGAGUGCACGCCAAACAUCGACGGCCCCAACGCUCGCUCUGUGCAGCGUGAGCAGAGUCUGCACUCGUUCCACACACUGUUCUGCAGACGCUGCUUCAAAUAUGACUGCUUCCUCCACCCUUUUCACGCGACUCCAAACACCUACAAACGCAAGAACCUGGAGAACCUGGUGGAGAGUAAACCCUGCGGCAUCGACUGCUACAUGUACCUGGUGCAGGACGGGAUGGUGAGAGAGUACCCGGCAGGCACGGUCGCAGAACGACCCAAAACCCCGUCCAAGCGCCCGGUGGGACGCCGGCGCGGUCGGCUACCCAACAGCAACAGCCGCCCCAGCACGCCCACCGUUUCCUCGGAAACCAAAGACACAGACAGCGACCAGGAGGGCAGCAAGGAGGAUGAGCGGGACAACGACGAAGACAAGAAGGACGACAACACCAGCAGCUCAGAGGGAAACUCGCGGUGUCAGACUCCGGUGAAGAUGAAGCUGAGCAGCAGUGCUGAGGCGGUGGACUGGAACGGAGCAGAGGCUUCUCUCUUUAGGGUUCUCAUCGGGACGUACUACGACAACUACUGCGCCAUCGCUCGUCUUAUUAGCACCAAGACCUGCAGACAGGUCUACGAGUUCAGGGUCAAAGAGUCUAGCAUCAUCGCUCGGGCGCCCACUGAAGACGAGGACACGCCUCCGAGAAAGAAGAAGAGGAAACAUCGACUUUGGGCCACUCACUGCAGGAAGAUCCAGCUGAAGAAAGACGGCUCGUCCAAUCACGUGUAUAACUACCAGCCAUGUGACCACCCGCGUCAGCCGUGUGACUCGUCCUGUCCCUGUGUCACCGCUCAGAACUUCUGUGAGAAGUUCUGCCAGUGCAGCUCUGAGUGUCAGAACCGGUUCCCGGGUUGUCGGUGCAAAGCCCAGUGUAACACCAAGCAGUGUCCGUGUUACCUGGCAGUGAGGGAGUGUGACCCAGACCUCUGCUUGACCUGCGGCGCCGCCGACCACUGGGACAGCAAGAACGUAUCCUGCAAGAACUGCUCCAUCCAGAGAGGAGCCAAGAAGCACCUGCUGCUCGCUCCAUCAGACGUGGCGGGCUGGGGAAUCUUCAUCAAGGAGCCGGUUCAGAAGAACGAGUUCAUCUCUGAGUACUGUGGAGAGAUUAUUUCUCAGGACGAAGCGGAUCGUCGAGGAAAAGUCUAUGACAAAUACAUGUGCAGUUUCCUCUUCAAUCUCAACAACGACUUUGUCGUCGAUGCCACGAGGAAAGGAAACAAGAUCCGCUUCGCGAACCACUCGGUCAACCCGAACUGCUACGCUAAAGUGAUGAUGGUGAAUGGCGAUCACAGAAUCGGGAUUUUUGCAAAGCGAGCGAUUCAGACGGGGGAGGAGCUUUUCUUCGACUACAGGUACAGUCAGGCCGACGCCCUCAAGUACGUGGGAAUUGAGCGGGAGAUGGAGAUCGCCUGAUCCUCACGUCUACCUCCACUGAGGCCUUUUACACACACACACACACAGCUGCAGGAAAUUCCCCAUGACUCGUCAAAAAGCUCCAACGCUUCAGGAACUGUGGGAAUUUUCCUUUUUUUUCACCGCUCUCACCAAAUCUUCCUCAUAUCAUUAAGAUGCAAAGUUUCAGAUUUAGAUCAUCUGCAAACUAUGUUAAAAAAAAAAACAUUGGACAAACCCUCAACUGUGUUUUUACAAAAAAAACAACUUCAGGGACCAAAAUCCUGCACCAGCUGCUUUUUGUUUGUUUUUCAUCCACAUGCAGCCACAAUUCACAAAAUACCAGUUUUUACCUUUUUUUCCUUUGCUUGUCUUUGAUUUAUGUGGUGAUGAAACGUCUUACUUAAAGGUCCAGUCUGCAAGAUUUGAGCAUCAUUCUAAGUUUCAGACCAAAAACAAAAAGCUAAUGUUUCUACGCUAGCGUCAAAUCCUCAAUAAUGUAGAGUUUGUGAGUUUUCACAUUCACAUGGUUAAAGCUGUCACAUUUGACCGCAGCAUCAUAUUCACGUACUGGAGUCCAAGGUUUUACAACAGUCCUUGAAUGCGUUGGACAGACACGCGACCCAUGACUCAUACGAUAUAUAAAUUGUGCGGAAAAUAAAUAUAAAAAACACGAUGCGUUUGCGGCUCUUGCAGAGAAAACCCUGUAAAUUCCUGUUUGAAACACCAGGGGGCGACACCUUUUUUUUUUACGUUGAAAGGCUGCAAUCAAUUAUACAAUUAGCUGUGUUGGUUGCUGAUGUGUUUAUCUCAAACUUUAAAAUCAUGAUUAAAUUUUUUUUUUUAAAUCCCAAUAAUGAAAAGUCAUCAGCUGUUCAACUAGUUAAUUGUGUUGUAUAAAUAUUUAUCGGACAGUCAGAACACCUCUGCUGCUGUGAUGCCCUGCCCUUGUCGGGAUUCCCCGCCCUCUGCUGUGCCUUCAGUCCUGAACGCGUAACCCACCCCCGCCCACUUUUUCAUUUUCCCACACUGCAUGAAAACAUGUCAUUGUGCUGCCCCCUGUAGUGACAGUGAAACAUUACACUCAAAAAACUGCCAGCUGAUUUUUUGAUUUUUUCAUGAUGAGAAAACUUGAGAUUCCCAAACCUCACAUAGACAUUAAAGGGACAGUCCAGUUUUGUUUUUUGUAUUUGUUUUUUUUUUAAGUUUGUAAACCGUUCUCUCUCCCACACCACUGAGAAAAUCAGUGAUUUUAACAUCACACCACACAGGAGUAGUUGGUUCGCUGCCGCCUCCAUCACUAAGUUCAAAUGUCAUAUUUUUCAUUCAGAUUGACCUCAGUGACACAAAGUGACCGCAGGAGGCAGCAGUAGACCAGCAGCUCCUGUGUCCCCAUGAACUAAAAUCACUGAUUUCCUCUAUGGGGUUUGGUGUGGGAGAAAGACGUGAACAAAAACCUGAACUAUCCCUUUAAUGAGCAUGUAAACAUAGUCGAACAAAUUUUUUUUUCCAUGUUUACAUUGGAUUCUGGACAUCAGGGAAAAGUCGCACAUGCUCCGCCCUCAAUCAAUCAUGAGCUUGUGAGUGAUUGGCUCCCCCUUGUGGCACUUGAAAAAUGCUGUAUGUUUUUUUUUGUUACUGUAGAUUGAAUCAUGCAUCACAUCUGUGAGACCACUUCCUGAAAUCAAAUGUAAAUUUAUCGUCCAGGAUCGUUAAUUUUUUUUUUUUUUUAACUUUCUGCUCGUCUGUGUUUGGAUUGCCGAGUCACACGACCACCUGCAGAUCAUUUGUUUCCUUCGAUGUUACCGGUGCUGAUUUUGUACGUUUACAGGGAUUUGUUGUUGUUCACUGAUUAAAAAUUAAAAUAUAACAACUUUG